Sorex fumeus (smoky shrew) is the source of this 1901-nucleotide messenger RNA. RefSeq names its product integrator complex subunit 11 (gene INTS11). The record is from RefSeq and is a predicted model, not a curated record. Gene Ontology annotation, cellular component: nucleus. Gene Ontology annotation, biological process: snRNA processing. The coding region runs from base 20 to 1819 and encodes 599 amino acids. The transcript has 17 exons. Lineage: Eukaryota; Metazoa; Chordata; Mammalia; Eulipotyphla; Soricidae.
GGCGGCGGGUGCAGGCGGGAUGCCCGAGAUCAGGGUGACGCCGUUGGGGGCCGGCCAGGAUGUGGGCCGCAGUUGCAUUCUGGUGUCCAUCGCGGGCAAGAACGUCAUGCUGGACUGCGGGAUGCACAUGGGCUACAACGAUGACCGCCGCUUCCCCGACUUUUCCUACAUCACCCGCAACGGCCGCCUCACCGAUUUCUUGGACUGCGUGAUCAUCAGCCACUUCCACCUGGACCACUGUGGGGCGCUGCCCUACUUCAGCGAGAUGGUGGGCUACGACGGGCCCAUCUACAUGACACACCCCACCCAGGCCAUCUGCCCCAUCCUGCUGGAGGACUACCGCAAGAUCGCCGUGGACAAGAAGGGUGAGGCCAACUUCUUCACCUCGCAGAUGAUCAAGGACUGCAUGAAGAAGGUGGUGGCCGUCCACCUGCACCAGACCGUCCAGGUGGACGAGGAGCUGGAGAUCAAGGCCUACUAUGCGGGCCACGUGCUGGGAGCUGCCAUGUUCCAGAUCAAAGUGGGCUCGGAGUCGGUGGUCUACACGGGUGACUACAACAUGACUCCAGACCGGCAUCUGGGAGCUGCCUGGAUCGACAAAUGCCGUCCCAACCUGCUCAUCACAGAGUCCACCUACGCCACUACCAUUCGUGAUUCGAAGCGCUGCCGGGAGCGCGACUUCCUGAAGAAGGUGCACGAGACCGUGGAGCGAGGCGGCAAGGUGCUGAUCCCUGUGUUCGCGCUGGGCCGGGCCCAGGAGCUCUGCAUCCUUCUGGAGACAUUCUGGGAGCGCAUGAACCUGCGGGCCCCCAUCUACUUCUCCACGGGCCUCACCGAGAAGGCCAACCACUACUACAAGCUCUUCAUCACCUGGACCAACCAGAAGAUCCGCAAGACCUUUGUGCAGAGGAACAUGUUUGAGUUCAAGCACAUCAAGGCCUUUGACCGGGCGUUCGCCGACAACCCGGGACCCAUGGUCGUGUUUGCCACCCCAGGGAUGCUGCAUGCGGGCCAGUCCCUCCAGAUCUUCCGCAAGUGGGCAGGGAACGAAAAGAACAUGGUCAUCAUGCCCGGCUACUGCGUGCAGGGCACCGUGGGCCACAAGAUCCUCAGUGGCACACGCAAGCUGGACAUGGAGGGCCGGCAGCUGGAGGUGAAGAUGCAGGUGGAAUACAUGUCCUUCAGCGCCCAUGCCGAUGCCAAGGGUAUCAUGCAGCUAGUGGGCCAGGCCGAGCCCGAGAGCGUGCUGCUGGUGCACGGAGAGGCCAAGAAGAUGGAGUUUCUGAAGCAGAAGAUCGAGCAGGAAUUCCGCGUCAACUGCUACAUGCCAGCCAAUGGAGAGACGGUGACACUGCCCACCAGCCCCAGCAUCCCCGUGGGCGUCUCACUCGGGCUGCUGAAGCGGGAGAUGGCGCAGGGGCUGCUCCCGGAUGCCAAAAAGCCCCGCCUCUUGCACGGCACCCUCAUCAUGAAGGACAGUAACUUCCGGCUCGUGUCCUCAGAACAGGCCCUCAAGGAGCUGGGCCUGGCGGAGCACCAGCUGCGCUUCACCUGCCGCGUGUACCUGCACGAUUCCCGCAAGGAGCAGGAGACAGCUGCCAGGGUCUACAGCUACCUAAAGAGCACCCUCAGGGACCGCUGUGUGCAGCACCUGCCUGACGGUUCUGUGACAGUGGAGUCCAUCCUUGUGCAGGCCGCAGCACACUCGGAGGACCCGGGCACCAAGGUCCUGCUGGUGUCUUGGACGUACCAGGAUGAAGAGCUGGGGAGCUACCUCACUUCGCUGCUCAAGAAGGGCCUGCCCCAGGGCCCCGGCUGAGGCACGCUCUGCACGCCCACACCUGUGUCGGGCGAAGAAACAGACUCAGGGCUGGCUCUUAACACCUUUAUUUUUGUUCCAA